Ectocarpus siliculosus is the source of this 321-nucleotide messenger RNA. The record is from the annotation of a GenBank genome assembly. Lineage: Eukaryota; Phaeophyceae; Ectocarpales; Ectocarpaceae.
AUGCACAUCAGGAUGUAUCACGACGGGGCCAUGAGCAAACUACUAGAAAAACUCUCCGAGGAUGCGGACAACCCGACCGUCCAGCUGCAAGUACCAUUUCUCAUCGAGAAACUUGCCCCACGACCCGCCCACCGCAAGGUUAUCAUGAUUGCGGCUGGCACGGCCGUCAACCCGAGUAAGCAAAAUUGUUUCGGACUCAUGGAUUGUCUCGUGCUCCCAUCCUUCGUGUCGAUAACAACGCCGAGUGCGCGCUGUGCCCACGCCGCUCCAUUGGAGCAUGCGGACGGAAAUCGUGGAAUUUUGGCGAUCAGGACGUCUUAG